UCGGUGAUUACGUCGGGGAUUAUGGGUUGAAAUUCAUCAUCCAUCAAAUCAAGUACUUUCUUAAGUGUCAUAUCCUUUCUGGUCAAUUCCGGUAAGUCUGGAAUUAAAGGUGCACUAGUGGCUGUUGUUGUGGUGGUUGUGGUGUUGCUGUUGCUGGUGGUGGUGGAAUUAGAGGUAUUGGUUGUAGAUGUCUUAUUCUUACUAGAGGUACCAUUCUUUACAGGAGGUCCUGAUGUGAUAUGUUCAUCAACAUCAUUAAACUCAUCAUCAAUCUCCUCGUCGAUGGCCCCUAAGCCUGCAGAUCCUUCUGUGGGUUCACUCAUUGUAUGAUAUGAUGUUCUUAAGUAUUACCAGUAACUUUUUAUAGUAGUAGAUAGUUUUUUGUUGAUAGAUUAUUUUUUUUCCUGGUACGACUAUACGACAAACAGACAAACAGACAACGACUUAACUUUAAAUAAACAAAACAAUACUGGAGAGUAACUAGAAGAAAUUUAAGUAGUAUGUCACUAAUUAAGGAGGCUACUGUGGCAGUAAUUACUGGUACAACAUCUAAUUUAGGAAUAAAUAUCGCCUAUCGUUUAUUAGAGGAAGUUCCUCAUGAUAAGAAUCUCACUUUAGUAGUAACUUCAAGAACAUUACCAAAAGUUAAAGAAGUUAUUAGUACUAUAAAACAAUAUGCUGAUGAGAAAUUAGAAAAGAAGAGAACCGGAGAUUUGGAAUUUGAUUAUCUUUUAGUAGAUUUUACUGAUAUGGUAUCAGUUCUUUCUGCUUAUUAUGAUUUGAAUAAACGUUAUAAACAUAUAGAUUAUUUGUUUAUCAAUGCAGCUCAAGGAGUUUAUGAGGGAAUUGAUUGGUUAGGAGCUGUGAAGGAAAUAUUAGUAAAUCCAGUAGAAGGUGUGACCAAUCCUACCUAUAAGAUUCAAAAAGUAGGAGUUAAAUCAAAGGAUGGUUUAGGACUUGUAUUUCAAGCCAAUGUAUUUGGACCUUAUUAUCUCAUUCAUAAAAUUAGUCAUUUAUUAAGUAAUGGAGGUAAAAUUGUAUGGAUCUCAUCUAUAAUGUCAGGACCUAAAUACUUAUCAUUUAAUGAUCUUCAAUUACUUCAAUCUCCUGCUUCAUAUGAAGGAUCAAAGAGAUUAGUUGAUUUAAUGCAUUUUGGAACUUACAAGAAAUUGAAUAACCAAGGAAUAUUUCAAUAUAUAGUACAUCCCGGGAUUUUCACUAGUUUUUCAUUCUUUCAAUAUUUGAAUAUCUUAACUUAUUAUGGUAUGUUGUUUCUAUUCUAUGUAGCUAGAUGGGUAGGAUCUCCAUACCAUAAUAUUUCAGGAUAUAUAGCUGCAAAUGCACCUAUAAGAGCAGCAAUUGAUGGAUUAAGUCAACUGGUUAAAAUUGGAUCUACCAGUGAUAAGUGGGGAAAGGAAGGUUUAGAAUAUAAGGAGAUUGAUAUCACUGGUAGUGAAGAUGUAGCAGCCUAUUUAGAUAAUCUAUGUAAAGAGUGGGAUGAUAAGUUAAAGGAUCAGAUCGUCGAUACUCGUCAGCCAUAGAACAGUACCCAUGUAUAUAGCCUGGCUUAAGUAAAAAAUAAAAUAAAAGUAAUUGCGUUUUCAGUAGUGAC
Scheffersomyces amazonensis is the source of this 1612-nucleotide messenger RNA. RefSeq names its product 3-keto-steroid reductase (gene ERG27). The coding region runs from base 501 to 1541 and encodes 346 amino acids. Gene Ontology annotation, biological process: ergosterol biosynthetic process. Gene Ontology annotation, molecular function: 3-beta-hydroxysteroid 3-dehydrogenase (NADP+) activity. Gene Ontology annotation, cellular component: endoplasmic reticulum membrane; lipid droplet; mitochondrial outer membrane. Lineage: Eukaryota; Fungi; Ascomycota; Pichiomycetes; Serinales; Debaryomycetaceae. The transcript has a single exon. The record is from RefSeq and is a predicted model, not a curated record.